UUUUGUAUGAAUUAUAGAGCGGCAAAUCGUCCAAAAUUUCAACAUGAAUCUAUUGAAGCGCCUCCUGCUCCUCGCAGCCUUGUUCAUCAGAUGUUAUGGCGCAGCGGGCGAAGGCUACAGCGCCAUCCUGAAAGUUGAGGAGAACGAAGUAGACCUGGUCAAGGGGGAGAGCACAGUCAUUCUCUUCACCAUCAGCGGGAAUCUGACGACCAGCGCGCUGCUGCAGUUGAGGAUGACGGGCGACACUGCAGUCUUAGAGCCUUUCGCCCAAACGAACUACACCGUCGAGCCGUUUCAGGGCGAACUGUCGCACAACGUCACGCUCGAGACAAUCAAAGAGGGAAAAUUAACGUUAUACGUCGACACUGAAUCAGCAGAACUCGAUGUGAGUGAGGCGUUCGUGGUGCUGUCAGUGAUGAAGGACCCAGCAAUCGAGACCGCCGCCAUGGUGCUGGGCUGGAUCUCUACCAUCGCCUGGGACGUCAGCUUCUUGCCGCAGAUUUGGCACAACUUCCGCAGGAACAGUGUCGCUGGCCUGAGUUUUGACUUCCUGACGUUCAAUUUGAUUGGCUUCUCCUUCUACCUGAUGUUCAACAUUGGGAUGUACUGGAUCCCUGGCAUUAAGGCUGAGUUCAAACUGCGCCAUCCCAACGAGAUCAACCACGUGCGUCUCAAUGAUGUCAUCUUCCCGCUCUAUGCCGUCAUUUGUACACUAGUGACGAUUGUGCAGUGCAUCUUCUACCCCAAAUUGGAAGGACAAAAAGUAUCGUGGCCAUGCCGGAUCAUCAGCGCACUGCUCAUUUUGCUCGUCCUCAUCGCUUGCAUUUUGGUGCCGACUGUGGAGAAGGUUUUGUGGAUCGACGUCCUCUACCUCAUGUCUUACGUCAAGCUCUUCAUCUCCAUGAUCAAAUAUACACCACAGCUUUACACGAACUACAAACACAAGAGCACGGCAGGCUGGAGCAUCUUCCAGGUGAUAUUGGACUUCAGCGGUGGCGUCUGCUCCCUCAUUCAGAUGUUCAUGCUGGCUGACAACUACGAUGACAUAAACUCGGUGCUGUCAGACCCCACAAAGCUCGGGCUGGGACUGCUCUCAAUAUUCUUCAACAUUUUCUUCUUUAUUCAACAUUACUGGCUUUACAAGGACGCACCCGAUGACGCCGUUACAGGAUCAACACCGAACAUCACCGGCAAGCCUUACAAGGGAGAAGACGCCAUGUAGAUUAUCUUGCUACUCAAGUAACAGCUGCCCAGAAUUAAGGGUCGGUGAUAAGGCUUAGGAUUCAUUCCGUAUUACGCUAUGCGCUCUGUAUAAUUGUAAUUUAACCUCAACGUACGACUUUGUAUAAGUUUAGCGGUAAGUUUGCCGUGAUGAGUUAUUUAACAAUGUGAGAACUGAUGUAAAAAAAAAGAAUCCAAACGACUUUAAACAUCCUGAUCGUCAUCCCCCAUACAAUAUAUUAGUUCAUCCCGAUUUUUUUCUCUGUAGAAAAAAAGCCAGCUUCGCUACAACUACGGCAAGUCCGAAAAACUGCAGCCAAUUAAUGAAGCUUUGAGUAAAACUUCUGCCAAAAACCACUACACGUAUUUUUUUACAUUAAAUUCUUCUCGCAUACAAGUGUUUUCGGCCCGCGGGUUCUUUCCGGGACGCUGCAUUUGCAAUUGAUCGGAUCAAAAGCAGAUUUCACAUCGUCAAUUAAUUUUGUGUUGGUUUUGUUCAAACUUAAGCACUUAAGUCACCAAAGAGAAUUAUGAUGGAACAUCAAAUCUAAACUUUGUAAUAAACUUUAUAUGGGUAGCCUGGUGUUGGCAAAUUUGAAAAAGUGCAGAAAAUUUGCCGCAUGCUAGAAUUUGUCGCAUGUCCGAAAUAUUUAUAUAUUAGAAUAAAUCUUUCUUUAGUCAUCAUCGUAACGAGAUAAUAUGUGCUGUCAUAUAAAGCAUAUUGCAUUCAGUACUUUAAGUAUGAUACCAAAUUGGUUGAGACGUUCAAUGGCCGCUGUGUUGUGCUUUCAAGAAGUAGGACCUACAAUAUACAUUUUACAACUGUACACAAGGUUCAUUUGUCUCGAUCGUCGGGUUCCAAGCUCCUUGUCCGGUCAAUUGGCCAUAAAACAGUCCUCGGCAUUAAUUUUGAAUUAAUUUCGACAACCAUGAUAUUGAGGAUAUUUGUAAAUUUUCAGUUUAGUGAAUCAGUUUUUAUCAGACUUUGUUUAGCAAUCAUGCUAAGAUCUUUCAUCCAUCGGCACGAAAAGUUCCAGUACACAGUAGCGAAGUACGAGUACAAAAUGGAAUAUCGUAAGGUAAAAUGCUUCUAUUUAAAUUUUAAUGUUUUGAAAUAACUAAAAAAAUAGCUCAAUUAAAAAAAAGUUAUUUUUUCAUAGUGUGCCAAAGAGACCGACAGACAUUUUUGUGAAAGGUGCGAUUUAAGCAUGAUUAUGUCUAUGAAUAUUGUCUCAGAAACCGCAGGACGAUAACCUUCAAGAUUUUUCUUAUACUUUUUUUGCACUUUGGCCUUUAAUUUCAUUAGAUUUAAGCAUAAUUCUUGCAAAUUUAAAGCAUUCCGAGUAAGGUAUACCAAAUUUCGAUGUAAUAUUUUGAUACCGUUUCGGAACGUUGAGCCAACAUGCACUCAUAGGCUAACCCUUCGUAAAAUGGAUAGAUAAUAAUUAAAGACUGCCAUUUCUUUCAAACGUUUCUGACGGUAAAUUCCAUCACAAUUUUUGAGUUUGCAUUGCUCUAUCUCGUGACUUAGAGAGUACGACCUCUUCUAUCCCCGUGAUCCUACGCGAGAAUCAACGAGUAGCUGCCCCAAUAAGUGACAUUAAUUUGGCGUGUUACAGAAUUACAGAAAAUGAUAGAUAUCAUAAUGUGUCACAUUGAUUAACGAAGCUUUGAAGUUAUUCAAUCAUUUUUUCCAGUAUGAGUUCAAGUUAUAUUGUAUUAUAAGCACGCUCUCAUCCUCGUCACGCUGUAUAAUCUUGUAUGCCAGCUUUCUUGUGUGGCACAAUUGUUAAUAGGAUAAACCGUCGACCAUAAAAUUCCAUGGAUUGCUUAUAGUGCGGCAAUAACUAAGAAGCGUCUCAAUGAAAAACAGAUUAUAAAAGCCAUUAUGCCAAUAUUUCAUAAUAAUCAUUUCGGCAUUACUCAAAACGCGCGGCUCAACAUUUUUUAACAAAACGGAUUCAUGGCACUUGAAACUACCGCAGUAGGUUCUUAUUGCACUGCAGAACGAUUCAUACUGAACUUACUAAAAACUUACUAAUUAUUUUUAGCAUACAGAAUUAUUCAUUAAUUCAACUGCGAUUUAUCAGCCAUCAACGGGUAUUUAUCAAUUCAGGAGCGAUCCAUUCCAUCAACUGUGAUUUAUCAAAUAAUCUGUGAUUUGUCAACCAUCAGAUGUGAUUUAUUAUUUUAACAACGAUUCAUCAACCAUGAGAAGUGAUUUAUCAAUCCGUGAAGAGACUCGCGUUUGCAUUAAUAAUUUAGGCUGUGUAAGACAGAUUUAUCGAUUGACGCCUCAACUGUUUAAAAAUCUAAUGGCAUAUCUCUCAAUGCUGUAGCUUGAAAAUCAUAGGAGGAGAUAGAUUUCUAAGAUGGCGCAUUAGGAAAAUUCAAUUGUUCAGGUGAGCCAAAUAGGUCAAAUUUAUUGAAAAAAAGAUAAUGUGCCAAAAAAU
This is a messenger RNA of Hyalella azteca, 3674 nucleotides long. RefSeq names its product cystinosin homolog. Gene Ontology annotation, molecular function: L-cystine transmembrane transporter activity. The record is from RefSeq and is a predicted model, not a curated record. The transcript has 10 exons. Gene Ontology annotation, cellular component: lysosomal membrane. Gene Ontology annotation, biological process: L-cystine transport. The coding region runs from base 44 to 1222 and encodes 392 amino acids. Lineage: Eukaryota; Metazoa; Arthropoda; Malacostraca; Amphipoda; Hyalellidae.